Ceratosolen solmsi marchali is the source of this 1265-nucleotide messenger RNA. Its product is annotated as proliferation-associated protein 2G4. The transcript has 7 exons. Bases 99 to 1265 code for a protein of 388 amino acids. The record is from RefSeq and is a predicted model, not a curated record. Lineage: Eukaryota; Metazoa; Arthropoda; Insecta; Hymenoptera; Agaonidae.
AACUAACCUUGAGAACAUUUUUGUAUUAUUAGUAGAUCUUAACACGUGCUUGUAUCAUAAAUUUAUGUUGCAGUAAAGAAAAGUAAAAAAUCUACGAUAUGGCUGAUAAAAAUGAUUCCGAGAAAACUAUUGCUGAAGAUUUAGUAGUUACAAAAUAUAAAAUGGCAGGCGAUAUUGUGAAUCGAGUUUUAAAAGAAAUUUUACAAACAUGUUCUGCUGGUGCUUCAGUAAGAGAAAUUUGUGAAUAUGGUGAUAAACUUUUAAUCGAAGAAACUAGUAAAGUUUUUAAAAAAGAAAAGGAUUUAAAGAAAGGUAUAGCUUUUCCAACAUGUAUAUCAGUAAAUAAUUGUAUAUGUCACUUUUCUCCUAUUACUAGUGAACCUGAUUUAUUUUUACAAAUUGAAGAUAUAGUAAAAAUUGAUUUAGGUGCACAUAUAGACGGAUUUAUCGCAGUUGUGGCCCAUACAAUAGUUGUUAAGUCUUCGCCUGAAAUGGUAGUUCAAGGACGAAAAUCCGAUGUAAUUUUAGCUGCUUAUUAUGCUUCACAAGCAGCACUGAGGCUUCUUAAGCCAGGAAUUGAGACAUAUGUAAUCACAGACACCGUUGGAAAAAUUUGUGAAACUUAUAAUUGCAAGCCAAUAGAAGGGAUGCUAAGUCAUCAAUUAAAACAGUUUACAAUUGAUGGAGAUAAAACAAUUAUUCAGAAUCCUAGUGAUGCCCAGAAAAAGGAACAUGAAAAAUAUGUCAUGGAAAUGCAUGAGGUAUAUGCUAUGGAUGUUCUAGUUAGUACGGGUGAUGGAGUUGGUAAAGAACAAAACACUAGAGUAACAAUAUUUAAAAAGACUGAUGAGACUUAUCAGCUUAAAUUGAAAGCAUCGCGCAUGUUUUAUUGUGAAGUUUCUCACAAACACGGAUUAAUGCCUUUUAAUUUGCGUACAUUUGAAGAUGAAAAAAAAGCAAAAAUGGCCGUAGUUGAAUGUGUCAAUCAUAAAUUAAUUGAGCCGUUUCAGGUAUUAUAUGAAAAAUCAAACGAAUAUGUGGCUCAGUUCAAAUUUACGGUUUUAUUGAUGCCUACUGGUCCACACAAAAUUACGGGAAUACCAUUCGAACAAGAUUUAUAUAGUUCCCAAUAUUCAAUAGAAACUCCUGAACUUAAAGCCUUAUUAAGUUCUUCAGCAAAUCCCAAGUCUGGAAAGAAAAAGAAAAAGAAGGCAGAAAAAAUGAUUGAAGAUGGAAAAACUGAGCUCGAUUUAAAAAAUGAAUAA